Molecule: messenger RNA, 2244 nt
Organism: Ornithodoros turicata
Lineage: Eukaryota; Metazoa; Arthropoda; Arachnida; Ixodida; Argasidae
Product: TNF receptor-associated factor 6-like
Exons: 1
Coding region: 157-1593 (478 amino acids)
Molecular function (GO): protein binding; metal ion binding
Source: RefSeq, a predicted model, not a curated record
GGGCGUUGGUGCGUUGCUGCCUAGUUGACGUAAGCGUUCUUUCUAGUUCAUUCAUCGUUGUGUUUCGCGUGUGCGUUCACAUUAGAAGUUGUCCCGAAACAUCCAGCUUCUUGGCAUCACUUUCAAUAUCCUCUUAUUCGACGACUUUACGUGAGGAUGAUGACGUCCGAACGACAGCUCGUCGGGUUCUCAGAGGCAAUGGAUUGGCGCUUCAUGAACUUUGUGGAUCUCAUCUCGCUGAGUGUUUGCGCUUUAUGCAGCGUCGUUCCGAAAGUGACCUUUGUUCUAGAAUGUUCUCACGCACUCUGUGAACUCUGCUACGAGAAUGUCCUUCAGGGUAAGCGACAAUGUCCUUUAGACGGGCAAGACUUCGAAGAUGUUAAUACGGGCAAGUUGAUCCUAACGCCGGGGCAGAUAGGAAAACAAAAGGCGCGGUGUUGCAACGUCAGGGAAGGAUGUGAUUUUGUUGGAACUGUCGAAGAAGUGAAGCAGCACUUUUUCAGUCGAUGUACGUUUCAUGCUGUCACCUGCAGUCGAUGCCAAGUAAAGGUGCCCCGAAAGGAGAUCGUUAAUCACUAUGUGCAACAAUGCGAAUCACGAGAAUGUCCAGUUGUGUGCUCGCCGACAGACGUCAUGGACGCUGCACUGGAGAUGGGAAGAAAGAUAGACGCCUCAUUGGGAACCGUGAUAGACCGACUCUCUGCAAUGGAGGAUCAGCUCCACGUGCAUGCAACGACAAUAGGAACUGCCAAGGACAGUGUAGUAUCGAAUGGUGAUAUAUUGAAGCACUUUGUGGAACGACAAGAACGCGUAGCAAAUCAUGACAGCUUCGAAAGCGUGAACGAUAAGCUACAUGUCAUGAUGAAGCACAUCGACGAUCUGACGAAGUUUUUCAGUUUGAUAAAAGGUGCUUCGUCAGAUCUUAUUUCAGAAAACGUGGUAACGCCAGCAGAGGAAAGUGACACCGUAUCUGACAACGACCAUACCGGUGAAGCUAUUCAAAACUCACCUACUCAAGCAGCGCCCGGCGUUAGCGACGAUGAGAUCACGGUGAAGAAGGUGUUCAAAGUUGCAGUCGCUAUUUUUAAGCAAGUGUGUUCUCACCAUGAAAUGCUGGCUGAACUGCACAAAGUGAACCGUUUGAAAAACAGUGUCGCCUAUUUUCACAUUGAUGAGUUUGCCGCUAUUGCCAAAGAAUCGGUUGACACGAAAGUAACACGAUUGUCUGGAAUUUUCGUUUUGUUUGGGUACUCUUGUAAACUGGUCGUGGAAACGGGUACACGACGUGGAGACUUGUGCUUGGGUGUUUUUCUCUGUAUGUGUCAGAGCUCGAACGACUGCCUUUUGAAAUGGCCGUUUACAUUCCCUUAUACCGUAAUGUUAGUUCACCCAACUGAUGAGACAAAGAAUAUUGAGUUUCAUGUUGAUGGACCAAAACUGAUAGAUAAGUACAGUGACAGUGACAAUUUCAGAAAGCCAAUCGGAGCUCACAACGGAGGCUUUGGCACACGUGCGCUGUGCAAACUACAAGAUGUAACAAAUGGAGGUUUUGUGCACAACGACUCAAUCACUGUUGGCGUACGAAUUCCUUAACUUCCUUCAUUGAUAUGUCAAACUGGUUUACGGGAAAAACUCCGUUAGUCUUUCCUAUUUUAUGCUAUGAGGAAGCCACCCGACAUGUUCUAGCGAGCGUUUUCAUCCAUUGAUUUCAUCCUAGCUCGCUGAUAUUAUUUACAUUUCUUUGUUAGUCGUUAGCACUGCAAAAUAAUCUUUCAUGGUUACAGUAGUUGUUGACAACUUGUCACUAAACAGGGGAAUACUGUCCGAAUGCCAUCACAGCUGUCACUUGAGUUUCAUGUUCAAGUAAGUUGUAGCUAUCCCCCGUGGUAAACAUUGGGGGAAACACUGCCAACUCCAUUAUCCACCAGUCCCCUUCUAUUCGUAAACCCAUUGAGUACGUUGUUUUUAAGGGAACUCAAAUGUGUUUUUGUUAUUGAUGAGUGCAGCAGGUUAAACGAUCGUUUUUCAAACUAAUGGGUGGAAAAACACGUUUUCUAAUGGCGAAAAAAAGACGUACGCGCGACACAUGCACAUCUUACAAGAUUUAUAAAGGUUCACUUCAGUUCUCAAUUUUCAGGUAUCAUUCGUAGGAACUGUGUUUUAUUUUUUACGUUUUUGUAACAUGUUGAACUGAUACGGGCUCUGUUGUCUUGGUAGAAAUAAAGUUGGUGUUCAUUUCACUCA